Molecule: messenger RNA, 929 nt
Organism: Pungitius pungitius (ninespine stickleback)
Lineage: Eukaryota; Metazoa; Chordata; Actinopteri; Perciformes; Gasterosteidae
Product: protein phosphatase 1 regulatory subunit 12B-like
Exons: 7
Coding region: 199-771 (190 amino acids)
Cellular component (GO): cytoplasm
Molecular function (GO): protein kinase binding; phosphatase regulator activity; enzyme inhibitor activity
Source: RefSeq, a predicted model, not a curated record
UUCGCUCAUCACAUAUUCAACAUCUCUUCCAUCACAUGAAGAUCUCACUUGCUCACAUGAACUAAGGACACAGCCACAGAAUCCGUCGGUGGAUUAUAAAGUAGAUCUCAUUUUUUAGCUGCUGCUUUUUUCUUCCUUCAAGACAAGAAAAGGGGAAACAUAACUUUUGGGAGGCAGCUUGAACCAAAUCACAGCUGCAUGCGGAGGCCAGCCGCUUCGAGAGCGAUGUCAUCUCUACUUUCUCACAGCAAAGAUCAGCCCCGCAUCAGAAAGUCUCCCUCUGACUCCUCUCCAACUUCAUCCCCGGCCACCGCCAAGAGCCUGAGGCACGAGAGACUGUCUCGACUGAACUCGUCUGGAUCCUCGGAUGUCUCCAACGACACAUCAACCAACCACGCCGAGUCCUACUUCCUACGGCGAGAGAACCGACUCUCCGCGAGGAAAAGGGCCGAAGAGGAGUCAGCGAACAAUGACUAUAAGAAGAUGUAUGAGAAGGCGCUGGCCACCAAUCAGAGGCUGAAGUCUCGGCUGGAGACGAGUAAACAGGAACUGGCCAUGAUUCAGGACCAGCUGCAGCGAGCCCAGGGAAGAGCAGGGGAUUGUGGCUCGAACACGCUUGAGACAGAGAAGAAGGAAAGUCACACUCUACAACGGACGAUAGCAGAUAUGGAAGAACAGUUAAAGAUUAAAGCAGAGCUGAAGAUGGAAAACCAGCGACUGAAGGACGAGAAUGGAGCUUUAAUCCGGGUCAUCACUAAACUGUCCAAGUAAUACGGAAAACAGGAAAGAUAAGAAUACAGAUGUAAAAUGUGAUAGCUUCGUGUCACUGUACUGUAUCUAAAGUAGUAUGACAGAAAAUAUUUGAGAUUUAAAUUAAUAUUGUAUAUUCAUAACAUAUUUCUACAUAAAGGCAAAUGCCAACACGACCA